UUGAUCUCCUCCUGUGGCUCAGAGCAGCCAGGUGAGUCCAAGCUGCCAUCAGGCUUGAGCUGCAGUGACACACACUCUCAGAAGAGUCUGGGAGUACAGGAGCGUUAGUGAGCAGUGACUGGCAGCAGACAGACGGUUCGUGUCAUAAAUCAGCCUGGCACAGUCUGUGGAGAGAGAGAGAGAGAGAGAGAGAGAGAGAGAGAGAGAGAGAGAGAGACAGACAGACCGCAUUGCAGGGCAGACACACAUAGCAGAGCGUGAGUUCAGUAAUGGAGGUGUGGAGCAGUUCGGGAAUGGAUGAGAGCGAAAGAGACAGCAGCAACAGUCAUGAUGAAGAUGAUGAAGAACCAGAGGAUGAAGAUGAACCCGACACUGAGGGACUGUGCAGGGAGCUGGUGCAAGUGCUGUGUUCAGAGAGAGUUGGUCAAAUCACAAAGACGUAUCGUGACAUUGAGGCAGUUACACAUCUGCUCGAGGAGAAAGAGCGUGAUCUGGAAUUGGCUGCCCGGAUUGGCCAAUCACUGCUCAAGCAGAAUAAAGCCCUGACUGAACGCAAUAAACUACUGGACGAACAUCUGGAAAUCACCAAGGAAGAGAUUUCCCAGCUGCGUCAUGAGCUCUCCAUGAGAGACGAUCUCCUGCACUUCUAUGCCAGCACUGAAGAUAUAGAGCAUGCCUCAGAAACACUACUAAUACAGAGUGAUUCGUCCUCAUCUCUCAGCAACUAUAUCAAUUACGACUUGCUUCAGCAUAAACUCAAGGGUUUAGAAGAGGAGAACAUCAAACUGCGCACAGAGGCUAACGAGUUAACAUUUGAGACCAACAAUUAUGAGGAACAAGAGCAACAGCUUAUGAUGGUGUGUGUGGACGAGCUCUCUACAGCAAAUAAACAGGUCGGAUCUCUGUCAGAAGAAUUAGCCCGGAAGGUGGAAGAUUCGUUUAGACAACAAGAGGAGAUUAGUUCCCUCCUGGGACAGAUUGUCGACCUGGAGCAGCGAUGCAAAGGGCUCACUGCUGAGAAUGAGGAGUUGACGCAACAUCUGAAUGCUUCCCGGGAAUCCCAGUCACAGCUUAAAACAGAGUUGAAGGAACUGCAGGAGAGGUACUCCGAAUGUGAGGACAUGCUCCAUGAGGCCAGAGAGGACAUUAAGAACCUGCGUAAUAAGAGUCUGCCCAACAGCACCGUGCAGCGUUACAGUACCCUGGCAGCGGUCGUCCCAAUGGAUUCACUCGCUGCUGAGAUCGAAGGAACCUUCCGGAAAGGCCUAGACAGCCCAGCACCCACUGAAUACAAGAAUCAUCCGUUGCGUGUGUUUGAGACCGUGAAAGUGGCCAAUCAGGGGGCUCGGCUACGUUCCCAGAUUCUGUCUCUGCAGGUUCCGGGUUCGAGCCCUUCAUCAUUACACUCUAGUCGAAUCAGUACUCCACAGACCAGUUAUUAUGAAUCAGACAAUAUUAGUGUCAACAUGGAGGAUAAGCACUCCUCUCAGACGCACACACAAGAUCAUGGGUUACUGGAGUUGAAGCGUUUGGGUCAGCCAGGUACCCCAGGUGGGCAGGAUUUGGAGGAAGCGCUCCGGUCUCUCUCGGAGCGGCAGGAGAGCCACACGUCAGAGCGGCCGUUCUUCGAAGUGGAGAGAGAAAGGAAACUGAGUGCCCUACACAGUGGAAGCAGUGGCAGUGGCGGCAGCUCCAGCGGCUUCCUGACGCCUAGUGGCAGCAUCGCAUCCACAGGAACCAACUACUCCGGCACCUCCACACAUUCCUCCAGCACAGGCUCCUCCCGCUCGUAUCUGCCUGAACGGCUGCAGAUAGUCAAGCCGCUGGAGGGCUCAGUGACUCUGCACCAAUGGCAGCAGCUGGCCAAGCCCAAUCUGGGGGGCAUCCUGCACCCUCGGCCAGGUGUCCUCACCAAAGACUUCAGAGAGCUGGACGUGGACUUCCAACACGUCUACAGCCUCAACGACCUCGAGGAGGAUGAGCCUGAUCUCUCCAAAUUCCCGAGCCUCCUGCAGGGCACUGUGGUCCCUUCAUCCAGACUUAACCCCCCUCAGACCUCACCCACACCUCCGUCCACUAGCUGUCAGAUCCUCCAUCCCUCCAUCCUCCUCUCCUCCUUCUCCACCAGCCUUCAGCCCCAGAAUGCAUCCGCGUGUGGGAGCCGUGAGCACGUGAGGACAUCAUCAGGCCUCCAGUUCAUCUCUGGGUCCACAUCCCACCUCCACCGGACCUCCUCCCUCGGUCUGCUACAGCUAGUAUCAGAGCAUGGCAUCUCGGCUGCAAUUCAUCCCAACUCCCCUCUCAUUCACAGAGCCACCGCAUGUUCAGAGGAAAGGAAACAAGAAAAAAGAGAAAAGCCACUGCAGGGAAACAUUUUCAGCAGCAGUCUUGUUGAAAAACUCAGAACCCUGGGCCUGUACGAAGUGGUCGCCAGAGGCUUUGUGGACUUUUGGUCGAAAAGAAAAACCAGCCCCCCAUGAAACACAAAAAGACGUUCACCCUUAAAGGUGCUAUUUUGUGCAUUGUGGCAUGCAGCUAAACUUUUCCCAUUUGUAAUGGGACAUUCAGAAAGCCAGAUCAAGUUUUUAUUCCUGUAGUGACUUCUGAUUGGCACCAGGAAUUUUGCGUAUGGACUGCACCUCAAAAGAUUUCAUUGUGAAGUCAAACACAUCCGUGUUUAUAUCAUUGUUGUUGUAGGGUGGUUGAAACAUUCUUCAGAAGGGAAUGGCUGUACAUAUGUUGACUUUUAACGUGUCCUCUUUUGUUGAGACUUUUGUCUGUCACUAUCAGUCUUGAAAUCACGGUUUAUUGUUAUGAGAUUGUAGCAGCACUACAGAAAAUUUCAGCAUGUGGCCUCAAUUUUUGCUUGCUGCCAACCAAGCAUUGGUAUCAGUACUGCGUUUUGCUUUCUGACAAAAGCAUUUAUAAUAGCACUUUUCAGGGGCAUUCAAAUCCCUUUUCUUAGGGAAUGCAGGGUACAUUAUCUGAGGAUAUGUACUGUACCUGCAGUCUAAACACUGUAAGAAUGAGAAGCUGUACUUAUGAUGGCUGUUAGUGGUCAAUUUAUGGAACAUUAUACAGUCUUGUUGAGUGAAUUGCAGUGAUCUUGUGCUUUAUUUUCACUGUGCUUUAAUGCAAGAACACCUCAUGUGAUGGUACACCAUGCACACACGUAUGUCAUGAAAAUUGAAUGCCACAGACACGUUUUCACUGUAAUGUUUAUGAUUGUGUUUUUGCAAGAAUCAGGGAUGCAGUAAUAAAGUUAAGUGCUCUAGAGCUGUAAAUAGUAAAUACACAAUCGGGUAAAUGUAACACUGAGGGAAUAUUGAUUGAACACGGCUUGUUUCUCCUCUCCAUUAACAUCUUCCAUUGUGUCUACUUCUGUCUGUCAAGCAAGUAAACAGAAAUCUUGUCAUCUGUAUAUGGAAAAAGCCUUGUAUGCAUUUGAAAUUUUCAAGGGGGCAUGAUAAUGUGUAGCCUAUAGUAUUUACUGAUCUAAAGUCACAGACAAAAUGGUUAUUUAAAAAGUAAUAUAUUUAAAUAAAAAUGUCUACCUGAAAUACCA
This is a messenger RNA of Carassius auratus (goldfish), 3565 nucleotides long. Its product is annotated as trafficking kinesin-binding protein 1-like. Bases 270 to 2480 code for a protein of 736 amino acids. The record is from RefSeq and is a predicted model, not a curated record. Lineage: Eukaryota; Metazoa; Chordata; Actinopteri; Cypriniformes; Cyprinidae. Gene Ontology annotation, biological process: neurogenesis; vesicle transport along microtubule; anterograde axonal transport of mitochondrion. Gene Ontology annotation, cellular component: dendrite; mitochondrion; cytoplasmic vesicle. The transcript has 14 exons. Gene Ontology annotation, molecular function: myosin binding; signaling receptor binding.